AUGCUACAGUCGAGACCUGUCACCAAUUUGGACAACUCGUACACGGAUUAUGAGAUUAUGCACGAAAUGGACAGCCCCCACCAGACUGAGUUUGAGAUCUACUCCCGGGCCCACUGGGGCGAGAACUUUCCCGGCGCCUCCUCCUGGUUGGUCUACACCUGGACUAAUGCCAACAAAAGUGGAUUUUUUAGUUUUGGUCUCGAAUCGGGAAUGUUUACUGAGGAGGACUACAACCCCUUUAGUCCGACAAUGGCUGUCCAAUACAACCAAAUGAUGUUUAACAUGACAAAUGGAGGCAUUGAUAUAUUCAGCGAUUAUCCGGAGUCAGAUCGGGCGAAACAAUUCGUUAUCGCCUUCUUUGGGCAUCACAUCGACGACAAGGAUGUGUUAGAAGCGUUCAAAGACUUGAAGAAUGAGAAGAAGAAGUUAUCGGUUUAUACGAAGAUUAAAGAUUCCACGCGAUUGAUAAAGUGGCUACUGUUUGGUCCCCAAUAUUUGAUCCAGGGCAAAACUCAAUACAUGGAGCACUUGAAGUUUGAUAUUGUGUCUGAAAUGAAAAACUUAUCCAGCUCUAAGGAAAUGUUAGAUAAGAUUAUAGAUAAUUUCCACGACGUGUCCAUGGUGCAGUUUCAGCAUCAUGCCCCCGUGUCUAUUGGCUCAACCAUUAAGCACCUGUUUUUAAGAAGUGCUUUAGAAGGAGCUGAAAAGGAUAAUCCGGAGUUGGAGUCAGACUUCAAUUUACUGAUCUCGUCGUGUAAUGAAGUAAUCAGUGCUGAAGUGCCUAAUAGUUUGAGAGAAAUUGCAAAAUCAAUCCGAGAUAAGCAUUCGUUUAAACAAAUGAGUGAUGAAAAUGCUAUGAAAACACUAAUGGAGGGCACGGAUGAGAGCUCACAGAAGUUUAAACAGUUUUUGGAUAAACACGGCCACAGAGGGUACCGGGAGUUUGAUCCCAUGCACCAGCCCUGGGCUUACAAUCCUAUCCCUUGCAUUAAAAACAUAAAAGCACUAUUAUCGGGAAGUAAGUCACAACUGGAGCCAAAAGUAGCCAAAUCUGUGGAUCAAGUGGUGGAUGAGCUGAAGACUCCGUUAUCUUUUAUGCGAAAAUUGUUAAUAAGAAAACUAUGGCUUCCGUGGAGUCGGAGUGGUGUCGGCUAUCGAGAGAUAUCCAAAUAUUUCAUGAUUUGGAUGCAAAACAAGCAAAAGCAGGCCUUCCGUUAUUUGGCGCAACAAAUGGUCGCCGAAGGACUCAUACCGAGCGUCGACACCUUUUUCUUCCUGACCGCUGAAGAAGUGGAAAGCCUUUGCAACGGAUCCAGAGAUGCCUUAAUAUUAGCGAAAGUGAGGCACAGGAAGAGACUGUACCCCAAAAUGGAUAAAUACAAGUUCGACGAGUUUGUGAAGGGGCCAGACAUGAGGCCCAGGAAUUUUGAAGAGCGAGUUAUUCCGCCGACUCUGAGCUCCGGUAUGGUUCAGAUGAAGGGAACGCCAGUUAGUAACGGAUCGGUUAGGGCGAGGGUUUGUGUUUCUGAGGAUAUUACCGAAGCCGACAAUAUUCAGCCGGGAGAUAUACUGAUCACAUACUCGACAGACAUCGGUUGGAGUCCAUACUUCCCUCUACUGUCGGGUAUUAUCACAGAAAUCGGUGGAACCAUAUCUCACGGGGCAGUCAUNGGUGGAACCAUAUCUCACGGGGCAGUCAUUGCCAGAGAAUACGGUAUUCCGAGUCUGAUAGCAGUGGAGGGCGCCUGUAGUGCAUUCAAAACCGGAGAUAUUUGUGUUUUGGAUACACAGACUCAGACUAUCACUAAAGACCCUCGGUCCAAACACCUGCCAUUUAUUGACUAUACACCCCUGCCCUUAAUACUGGCCGUUAUGGCGUAUUAUUUGGUCAUUACAAAGUUUAUGCCCUGGUACAUGCAGGACAAGGAGCCCUAUAAUUUACGAAAGACCAUGCUCGUAUACAAUGCUGUUAUGGCUGUUGGAAAUCUGUGGGCAUUCACCACAUCUUUGGAAUACAUAGACUAUGGCCGAGUAUUUUUAAAUGUAGACUACCCGGGCGAUCAGACAUCAACGCCUGAGACUAGGAAAAUGAUUAUCCUGGGUUAUUUAUAUUUAAUAUCAAAACUGUUGGACUGGAUGGACACCCUGUUCCUAUGUCUGCGCAAGAAGUACACCCACAUAACACUGCUGCACAUGUAUCACCACAUAUCGGUGCCGGUGUUUGGGUGGCUUCUGGUCAAAGUGAACGCAUUCAUACCGGGGAUGAGACUCUUCGGUCUCAUGAAUUCGUUCAUACAUUUCGUGAUGUAUUCCUACUAUUUUUUGGCCGCAUUUGGACCCGAAAUUCAAAAGUACUUGUGGUGGAAGCGAUAUAUCACGCAAAUGCAACUGGCUCAGUUUAUCAUACUGGGAAUUUAUGGCUAUUUAUUCCUAUUUUUCCAGAGAGGGUAUCCCGUGUUCUGGUUAUACGUGGCCGCCCCUCAGCCCCUGUUUUUCUUUUAUAUGUUUUAUGACUUUUAUAAGAAAACAUACGUUGAGAACAAAAAUAGAGAAAUGAAUAAAAAAGUUGAAUAG
Molecule: messenger RNA, 2574 nt
Organism: Oppiella nova
Lineage: Eukaryota; Metazoa; Arthropoda; Arachnida; Sarcoptiformes; Oppiidae
Source: the annotation of a GenBank genome assembly